Messenger RNA from Ostreococcus tauri, 993 nucleotides. Its product is annotated as 4'-phosphopantetheinyl transferase superfamily. Gene Ontology annotation, cellular component: cytosol. The transcript has a single exon. The record is from RefSeq and is a predicted model, not a curated record. Bases 1 to 993 code for a protein of 330 amino acids. Gene Ontology annotation, molecular function: holo-[acyl-carrier-protein] synthase activity; magnesium ion binding. NCBI's taxonomy places the organism in Eukaryota, Viridiplantae, Chlorophyta, Mamiellophyceae, Mamiellales, Bathycoccaceae.
AUGCCCCAUCCCGAGGACGCGGUCGGGACCGAUGUUUCAUCGACGCAUCCCCUACGCGCGCGAUGGAUCGUCGACGUCGCUCGGUGGCGUCCAACCGAACGCGAAUUCGAUUUCAUCCUGAAUGAACUCUUGCCCGAGCACGAGUCGCUCGCCGUGCGACGAUUCCACCGAGAGGACGACCGUAAGCGCGCGUGCGUGUCGAGACUCAUGCAACGCGCGAUCGCGUUGAGGGCGUGUGCACUCAGUAUUGGCGCGCGAGGAACGGCGAUGCGGGAUGUGGACAUUCGUAGGACCAAGGGCGCGAAACCGUUUCACGCGACCGUUUUGGAAGUCACAGGGGCGCCGAAUUUUAACUUUAACGUCUCGCACGAGGGGGAUUACGUGGUGUUAGCGAGUGAGACACACGCGGUGGUGGGGGUGGACGUGGCGGCGCCGGGGCAGGUGCGACGAAUCGGUGGGCUUGAGCGGGACGUGGGGCGGUUGUUGGAGACAUUUUCGAGCGUGCUCACCGAUCGCGAACGCGAGCGAAUCUCGGCGACGGCGUCGACGAAUGGUGAGCGGGCGGGUGAAGAAUUGUUUAGGAAGCACUGGAGUCUGAAGGAGUCACACGUGAAGGCGAUCGGGGUCGGAUUAGGGAUGGAUUUAAAGAGGUGCGAGUUUGACAUUGACGCUGCUACGUCGACGGCGAGUGUUGCGGUGGACGGCGUGACGAGAUCAGACUGGGCUUUUCACAUCGAAGGGUUUCCUCCCGUCGUCGACGGAGCGACAACGGAAGAGACGCACUGGAUCACCGUCUCCAGGGGGCCGUAUGAGGACAUCGUCGACGCGCACGGUGAGUUUACGACGGUGUUUUCACAGAGGUCUUUUAGCGAGGACGCUUGGCGCGACGUCUUAGCGGCUCCAGCACCGAAGUGGGAGCUGAUGACCGUGGGUGAUCUGAUUCCCGAUCAGUUCAGGGAUGCAUUUGAAUCGCAUGGUGGGGUGAUAUUCUAA